AUGACUGAAAAUACAAAGUUGGUGGACACAGAAGACAUAACUACGGAUGCUAUUACCUCUGCUCCUACUCCAACUACUACUUCUACCUCUACUGAAGUACUAACAACAGCAACAGCAACAACAACAACAACAACAACAGCUGCUUUAGAUGAAUCAACUGUUCAUUCCGAGCCCAACAUUUUAGAAUGGGAUAGUGAUGAUAUCAAAAAGGAACCUCAUCCUUUGUCUAUUCAAACACUAGACCAAUAUGAAAGUGACCCCUGGGCACAACCUGAAGAUAACGAGAACGACUUAUUGACAGAACAUGACACGUUGGUAGAGGAACAACAACAGAAAAAGUUAGAGGCACCCGCUGCCAUCACAACAACCUCUGUUGACACUACUCCUCCUGUAGCAGGAACAAUAGCUUCACCGACAAUAGCAGAGCCAGCAACAGCAACGACAGUACCAAGCAAAAGUCAAGAUACCUCUGCUAGCUUCCAAAAUGUGCAAGAUAAAGACACGAUUGAUGACCUCAAAGUAUCUGGACAACUUCCAAAAUGGCUUGUUGGUGAGUACUUUACGGUUGGACCCGGUACAUUUGAUGUCAAGUAUAGUCGAAAGAUCGAAAUCGAUGGCGAGAUUCAGCUGGUUUCUGCUUUCUAUACGUUCGGACACUGGUUUGAUGCAUUACCACUUGUCAACCGCUUUGAUUUAAACGGUCAGCGUAACACAAUCACAUACCGCAACAGACUCACUAGUCGCCGAUUGAUCGAAAAGAUUCGAGACCAUCAUGGAUACUCCCCUCUGCAUCCUGCUGGUCUGUUCAUGUCCAAUACAAACCAGACGGUGCUCUCAAAGAUUUUAAAGACAGCGGCUAAGCCUAAUAAGCCAGAUGCAGAGCCAUGUAGCGCCCGUAUACUUACCAAGAUACCUGGACUCGAUGGAAGAUUGUUCUGCCAAAACCACGCCAACCAUAUCCAAGAGCUCGACCCUUUUGACCUGAAACCUACUCAACUCUUGACAUGGAAUGAGAUUAACCCUGCGUUUAAAGGAACAAGCUCCUGUCCUAACGGACAAUAUGAUUCCCGUACAGGAGAAUACAUCAAUUUCACAAUGGAAGUAGGAUACCAGACUGUCAAGUAUCACUUUUUCUCUAUCAGUGACCAGAACCCCAAGGGAUCCUUGAUCACUUCAUUGACAGCUCCUAUGGCCUAUGUCAACUCAUUCUUGAUCACACCAAAAUACAUCAUUUUUGUGCUUCAUCCUAUGCUGGCUACUUCAGGAGGCGUAAAGUACAACUGGUGUGAGAGCAUCAUGGACUCCUUUUCGUUCAAACCUUCUGAGCCAACGUUGUUUUACGUGAUCUCAAGAGAACGACGCGAGGUCAUGACUGUGUACCGAUCAGACCCUUGCUUUGUCAUGAACCUUAUUAAUGCGUAUGAAGUGAACGAUACGAUCUUUUUAGACAUGAUCUGUUACAAGGACGACACGAUUGUGCGCCAAUUGACCACACAGUACUUGCGUGAACCUCACACGAUGAAGCCAUCUCGAUUACUAGGAUCAGAAGUGCGACGAUAUAGACUAUCCCACUUGGAAGAUGAGCAUGUGACUUAUUUAAGCAAACGACCUGCGAAAUCAAGAUUCUCUUUGCCGCUCUUUAAAGUCUUUAAGAAUGAUACCACGCAAACGAAAUAUAGUGAAAAUGCAACAAAUCGCUGGUAUUCCUGGAUGCCUAUUGCUACGUAUGAGCAACGUAUUCAGCCAUCCAUUGAAUUACCUCAAAUCAAUCCUAAUUUCAAAAUGUACAAGCAUUCAAUCAUGUACGGUCUUGGCUUCAGUGCUUCCAAUUCACUCAAAGAUGGAGCCAUUUGGGACAGUAUUGUCAAGACGAAUCUGGAGACAAAAUCCAUCAUGACCUCCUGGCAUCAAGAAGGAUGCUAUCCAAGCGAACCCGUAUUCAUUCCUCGUCCUUCGAUUGGACCUGAGGAUCAAGUGGGAGAGGACGAGGGUGUGUUGUUGAGUGUAGUGAUGAAUGCAGCCACGUCUAGCUCAUUUUUACUUGUGCUCGAUGCAACCAGUUUGCAAGUUUUAGCAACAGCCGAUCUUGAACGACUCGUACCUAUAAGCUUUGCGCAUGGCAGCUAUCGACUUUUGGAAACCCAUUAG
Molecule: messenger RNA, 2148 nt
Organism: Rhizopus microsporus ATCC 52813
Lineage: Eukaryota; Fungi; Mucoromycota; Mucoromycetes; Mucorales; Rhizopodaceae
Exons: 6
Coding region: 1-2148 (715 amino acids)
Biological process (GO): carotene catabolic process
Molecular function (GO): carotenoid dioxygenase activity
Source: RefSeq, a predicted model, not a curated record